Mucor velutinosus is the source of this 1743-nucleotide messenger RNA. RefSeq lists its product as uncharacterized. Gene Ontology annotation, molecular function: protein binding. The transcript is spliced from 2 exons. The coding region runs from base 1 to 1743 and encodes 580 amino acids. The record is from RefSeq and is a predicted model, not a curated record. Lineage: Eukaryota; Fungi; Mucoromycota; Mucoromycetes; Mucorales; Mucoraceae.
AUGCUAGACAAAAUACCAGCUGAAAUCACCAGUGAGAUCUUCUCCUAUCUUUUGACACCAGAUCUCUUGCAAUGUAUGCUUGUAUGUCGAUCUCUCACAUCAUUGGCACAAUCUGUCAUGGUGAACAACGUAUCACUCUACUUCACAUCAAACAUCUAUGCAGGCCUCGACUUUUUUCGUGUCAACUAUUUGAUGGCACAGCAAGUGCACUACGCAGACUUACGCAUAGAAAGAGACUUUCGUGAUCUCAAGCUUCUUCAAAUGAUUCCAUCCAUUCUUCCCAACUUACACAGCCUACGUCUCUAUUCAAGACUGCAAUAUUACGAUAUCUCUGGUAUUACUGUCACCAGCAAGUGCCAACGUACGCUUAAGGAGAUAUCUAUGCAUGGUUAUGGCGCUGCCUAUGCCGUAAAAAUGCUCCAGGAAACCACUUUUAGAGCACUACAGUCGAUUCGCGUCUCAUUCCACAAUUCACAUGCAAACCCAUCGACAUUACAUAGGCUUCGUUCCAUGCACGAGCCUGACGUGAACAAGAUGUUCAUCAAAUGUCUCAAGAAUGCACCCAAUCUCAAGCAGCUCGACAUCAAAAAUGCCACACUCUAUGUAUGCGAUGUGGAAGAUAUGCACAAUUACGCACCUGGUUUGCAGGAACUGACAGUAGCUACCAAAGGCGUCCCCUUUGCUGAACAGAAACUCACUAUCGGCAGCCACAUCAAACCGCUAAUCAAGCUCAAGACGCUAAAUCUUGCCAUUGUGCUGAAUGACCAUGAGGUGGAUGAGCUGAACGAAAAUGUGAUCAAGUGGCUAGAGUAUGUGCACCACAAAUACAUUGGACUCACCAACCUUCGUCUGGAAAUCAUGGACCCUCAUGAAAGCGAAAUUCAUUUGGAUCGUUUUGGCUUCUCAAAGACGCUGCAGUCCAUGAAUAUGAUGAAGCGCAUUGUCCAAAAGUUGGAAAACAUGGAGAGAAUAGAGUCCCAAUUUUUUCCUUUUACUCGUGAAAAUGUAGCCCUGUGCAACGGAUUUCAGCUGCAAGCUGCCAAAUUAUGGGACAUGCAUGUCAGCAUUGAACAGCAACUCAAGAACUUGCAUGCAUCCAAACAGGCGGAUACCAUCAAGGCUUUACAUUUGGUGCUUUCCAAAGAUGACCAUUACACACGCCCUAAUGCAUUCAAACGACUUCUGGCUGACUAUAAGAUGAAACACUUGAGGAGACUGGAUAUUAAGAUUGAACUAGAGCAACACAUGUCGUUACCAUAUGCGCUGCCUGUAUAUAUAUUGCGUUAUGUACCUGCUCUGGAGUCAUUCUCACUGGAUUACAUGGAAAUUAAUGACGAAGUUCUGUCACUUUUUAAGGUCCAAAGUGGACUCAAACAUUUCGAAGUGAAUCUCUUUAGAGCUAGAGGUAAUUUGGAAGCUACCAACGCGUUUUUUGAGAAUUUGUUCAAGGCAUGCCCUUUGUUGGAGUCAUUUGAUGUUAGAUUUUCGCUGAAGGUUGCAGACACUUUCACUUGCCUGAUUUUGGAUCUCAAGAAGUAUACAAAGCAUCUCAAGAACAUUCAUCUGAGAUACGAUGAAGACAGUACAUGUCUUUUGUUUAACGAUGAUCCCAAACGAAGAGGAAAGUUUUGGGAAACACAUACAAGACAAGUCAGGGAACCAUUUACAAUUGAGAAGCUCAUAGAUUUACGUUGCCAUGACGACGCGAGACUAAAGAUUCAGGCUUACGAUCACUUGGAGUGA